This is a messenger RNA of Leptopilina boulardi, 5995 nucleotides long. It is a transcript of the gene Adar, whose product is annotated as double-stranded RNA-specific editase Adar. The record is from RefSeq and is a predicted model, not a curated record. Gene Ontology annotation, molecular function: double-stranded RNA binding; double-stranded RNA adenosine deaminase activity; tRNA-specific adenosine deaminase activity. Lineage: Eukaryota; Metazoa; Arthropoda; Insecta; Hymenoptera; Figitidae. Gene Ontology annotation, cellular component: nucleolus; cytoplasm. The transcript has 8 exons. Gene Ontology annotation, biological process: RNA processing; adenosine to inosine editing. Bases 535 to 2535 code for a protein of 666 amino acids.
AUUUAAAUUCAAACAAUAGAAAUGCUAGUGACAGUGAAAUAAUUAAAGAUUAAUUGUUAAAAAUUAUAUUACAUAUAAUUCAGACCGUUGUAAACAAACAAAGAAACAAAGGAAGACGAAGAAAAUAACCUGUAGAAACUCACAAACACGUUUUUAUUAUAAAUUGAAAUUGGUGUAAUAAUCCAAGCCAAAAGUCACGCUUUGCUUAAGUUUAGUAUAUUACACACACACAUAUAUAUAUAUAGUAAUAGAAAAAAGUCUUCGUCUUUCUUUUUUAUUAUCGGAUUUCGUGAUUCGAUAUAGAAAAGUUUGUGCACAACGGUCUCAUUUCAUAUUACACGCGAUCGCAAGUGUUCUUUUUUUGAGAGAGAGAAAGAGAGAUUAGGUUAGUUCGCGUCCGGAAAAACAGCAGAAGGCGCUGCGGACUUUCGUGCGCGAGAAUAAUCAAAAUCAAUGCAAUAGUGCAGUGUUCCUUGAUCGUCUUGCAGGUGUUUUUUUGAAAAGUAUUUUUUUCCUCCCCAAUAAAAAUUCAUCAUGUCGAAUGGACUAGCAGUGUUAAACAAUAGCAAAGCAGUUCAAAAUUUGACCUGUAACGCUUCGCCAAUUGUCUCCACAACACAAGGACAAGGAAAACACUCGGCGAGGAUGGAACAAUCGAAUACCUCGCACGCUGCUGUUAAAAGAAACGCUGAUAUUGCUCUAGAAGAAUUAUCAUCUCCUGUUUCAUCAGGUUCGCCGUGUUCAAAGAAACGUCACAAGAAUCCUCAACCAAAGAAUGCAGUGUGCGCUUUAAAUGAAUUAAAAGCGGGUGCUGUUUAUAAAGUUGUCUCACAAACUGGUCCAACACACGCUCCAAUAUUUACUAUAGCGGUGCAGGUUGAUGGACAAACAUAUGAAGGAAAGGGACGUACUAAAAAAUUGGCAAAGCACGCAGCUGCCGAAUUGGCAUUGAGAAAUAUUGUACAAUUUAGAAAUGCACCUGAAAUUGUUCGUGUAAUUAAUACAAAUAAUUGUCAAGCAACACCAUUGGAGCCAGACUUCACGAGCGAUGUAACCGAACGUGAUAAUCAUUUGGUGAAUGCAUUUAAAACUCUCGCACAAGAGCCAAAGAGCGCCAGUAAAUUUUUAGACAAAGGCCCAGUAGCAUUAAUCAAUGAAUUAUAUCCGGGCGUUACUUAUAAAUGUAUUUCUGACACGGGCGAGAGUUAUGCAAAAUUCACCAUUGCAGUGACAAUUGAUGGCGAAACAUUUGAGGGUACAGGUCCGAGUAAAAAAUUAGCAAAAGCCGCAGCAAGUAAAGCGGCAUUGGCGAAAUUAAGAAAUGUUCAUAGUUCAUCAUUUUGCAUUCCAUUACCAGUACGUGUAUUGCCGAGUUAUGCUAAUUCGGGACACUGGCAGGAACAAAUGAGUCUACCACAAAUGUUGGCCGAUCGAAUAGGAAAAAUGGUCAAUCAAAAAUUUACCGAACUCGUGCAAAAUAAACCACAACAUGCGAGACGCAAAGUUUUGGCAGGAAUAGUUCAAACAAGAGGGAACGAAGCGGAAUUAAUUUGCGUUUCAACUGGCACUAAAUGUGUUUCGGGAGAACAUUUAAGUGUAAGUGGUGGAGCGGUAAACGACUGUCAUGCGGAAGUUGUUGCACGACGUUGUCUAUGCGAAUAUUUGUAUAAACAAUUGGAAUUACAUACAGAUAAUCGUGGUGAUGACUCAAUUUUAGAAGAAUCAAAACAAGGAUUUAAACUCAAGCAAGGUAUUCAAUUUCAUCUCUAUAUUAAUACUGCUCCUUGUGGUGAUGCCAGGAUUUUUUCGCCUCACGAAGAAAAUGAAUCGGUCGAUAAGCAUCCAAAUCGAAGAGCCCGCGGUCAAUUGAGAACGAAAAUUGAAUCGGGUGAAGGAACAAUUCCCGUGAAAAGUAGCGAGGGAAUUCAAACCUGGGACGGCGUUCUCAUGGGACAAAGGCUGCUGACGAUGUCGUGUUCGGAUAAAAUAGCUCGCUGGAACGUUCUAGGAGUGCAAGGAGCACUCCUGAGCCAUUUCAUAGAGCCAAUUUACUUCCACAGCAUCGUUCUUGGCAGCUUGCUAAAUCCUAGCCACAUGUAUCGAGCGGUUUGUGGGCGCAUCGAGAACACAAUACAAGGUUUACCGCCUCCAUACAGGCUCAACAAACCACUGAUGAGUUUGAUUACAUCUUCCGAAGUUAGACAACCUGGUAAAGCACCUAAUUACAGUGUCAACUGGACAAUUGGUCAAGUCGAAGCGGAAGUAAUAAAUUGCACGACUGGGAAAGAUGAACUUGGGAAACCGUCCAGAAUAUCAAAACAGGGACUCUUCAAAAAAUUCUACAACCUUUUGGGAAAACUUGAUACGAUUGAUGAUGCCGAUCAGAAUCAGUGUCGUCAUUAUUUAGAAGCAAAGUCAUCUGUCCAGAAUUAUUCGCUCGCUAAACGUCAGCUGAAGGAUGCAUUCGUCCGCGCUCAACUUGGCAGUUGGGUUAAAAAACCAAUUGAACAAGACAUGUUUGAUGUUGACAUCUGACUAAGCAAUGAUAAUAAUGUUUCUCGAUUGGGUUCGAAGAAACGUGUUUCCGAGUACGUUGUACCUCGCGUAAAUUAGAUCGAUCGUUCAGUGUGUCACGGAACGGUGGAUUUUGGUAUUAGUAAAGCAUAAAUUUUAGGAUCUCAAAAAACGUCUCUUAUUAUUAUUAUUACUUGAUUGAAUGCAAGAUAGAAGAAAAAAAAUGAUUUAAAUGUAUACAAGAAUGUCGAUAAUUCGCAUGAGUGUAUGUAUGUGUGUAGGAAAAAACAAAGUGUGAGACAAAAUACGUUUUUCUGUUUGAUUAUAAGAGUUAACUUGAAUAUUCAACUCUCAGUAAACUAUCACCUAAAUUUAAUAUGACUUCAAGUGUUAAAAUUAUAUUUAAGUAAUCAAUAUUCUCUAUUUAUAUAAAAUUUUUCACUUGAAGUAUAUUUCAUUUUUAAGAAUUUAAGAGUUGAAAAGUGUCCACACAAAAAACUAUUUCAAGUUCAUUCUUUAAUAGACAGUAAAUUAAUAUAAAUAUAUAUAUAUAUAUAUAUAUAUAUAUAUAUAUAUAUAUAUAUAUCGCGUCGUUUUUUGACAAUUCCAUAGACUGUUAGGAAAUUAAGAAAGAACUUAAUUAAUCUCGCGUAUAUUGUAAGAAUCAACAUUUAUUUUUUUUCUUUUUUUAGAUAAAUCCGUGAUUUUAUUUAGUAGAUAUAAAAAUUUGCUUAUCCUUAUUCGAGGUGAAUUUUCAUAAUAAUGAUAAGCAAGCCGGUACAUAUCUUUUAUUCGGUCUCUUCUAAGAUAAUAUAUUUCUCGCACGUAUAUAAAAAAAGAAUGUUCUUUAACACAAAACUAGAACGUAGUCAUCCGAAUUAAAUAUAUAGUUAAGUCAAAUAUUAUUCGAUUCAAUCUCGUUAAUAUAUUUUAUAGAAUUUAGGCGCGUUCACCAAUUCAUUCUUUUGAAAAGAAAAAGGGGGUGGAAAAAGAAGUAGUGAAUUGGAAUUUUUUUAAAAUGUCGAAACAUAGAGACUGCCGCGUCCUUCUUAUUUGAUAUCCUAAAAGGCUGUGAGCGAAUCUCGCAUUGAGGUAGUGAGCAAGACGCGGUAAUUAAUGUUAUUUAAUAAGUGAGAAAAAGUUGAUCAAAAUAAUUCCCACAAUUGCUCAGUUUCCUUGAAUCGGGGAAAAGAAUGAAAAUAUUGAUAAGAUUGUUUUUAAAUUAUUGAUAAUUGCGUUAAUUUUCGCACACGUUUUACAAUCACUUCCCUUUCACGCAUUAUAAUUAAUUAAUUUUAAACAAUCUUAUUUAUAUUUUUUUUUUAUCAAUUUAUUCACCCUCCUACUGUGGUGACGUGCAGUCAUUUUUUAUUAUUAUGUAUUUAGCUUGUGACUCCAUUAGAAUUUUAACAAUAUUAUUGUUGUAGUAAAUUUUUCCUCUUUAUCAAAUAGAAUGGUCAGUAUUUAAAGAAUUUACUUGAAAAAAUUUAAAUUUAACAUUUUCAUUCAAAACUACAUUUUAAACAUUUGAAUUAAAAAAAAAACUUAUAUUAAACGUUUUUCAAUGGAAAACUACAUUUCAACACUGUCCUUUAAAAACAUCAAAUAAAGUUUUGCAGUGUACACUUAAUAAUAAAUAUUAAAAUAAUUACAGUGAACGAUUUGCAAUAAAUGAUUUAAAAAAAUUAAAAAAAAAUACUGUUGACAAAUGAAAAGACAGUUGCAUGUAAAAUGUAGAUGUAAAAAUAAAACAUGCAAACAUUUUUUCAAAUCGGACAAGAGAAAUUUUUUGAUUAAGGCCUAAAUACAACAUUUUUUCCGUAAUCUGCUUUUUACACUUCGUGUAGGAGGGAAUUUAGCGAUAAUAUUAGAGUAAACAAUCAAUUUAGAGAUUUCUAAGAUUAAUUGCCUCACUAUGCCAGUAAAUUGUCAUUUUAUAAAUAAGAAAAAAAAAUAGUUCUGCCGUAGUGACACACUAUUCAACACCGAUCCAGUUUGAUGCGAAAGACACAAAAAAAUUAAUUUGGAAAUAAUUACCACAAACGUACUCUGAAAUAGUUUAAAAAAUACUAAUAACAAAUAAUUAUACACUUCAAACCACAAUGGUAUUAUCAAGUGUGUAUUAUAUAAAAAUUUCGUUUUUAAAUCUCUUAGUAAUCAAGUUCAAUUAUUGAAGAUCAUUUGCUUCUUAAAAUUAAUGAAAAAAAAUCGGCUCGAGUAUUUUUUUUUCAUUUCAGUCACAAUUUUUCAUCUUAAGGAAAUACUUGUGCCAAUUUAAAUAAUAUGUUCAGAUUUGCACACGAAAUCUGUCAAAAAAAAAAAAUAAAACAAAAGUGUGCUUCAAUUUGACUUAUAUCGCUGUGCAAAUGUUGGGCAAGAAAUUUUUUUUUUCCACACUCAUUGGUUAACUAUCAUGUAACAAACAAAUUGUAUUCUUAAUAAUUAUAAUAAUCUUAUAAUUAUUGGACUUAGCUCGUAAAAAUAAUUGUAAGUUAAUCUGAAAAAACCUGUAAACUACAAAUGCAUAAUAUAAAGAACGUGAAAAACGAAAACAAUAAAUGAAAGUAGAAUUGAAGAAAAAAAACUAGUAAACGAAAAAUAAAUAAAAAAUAGAGAAAAGAAAGUAGGAAAAAAAGAAACGAAACUAAAAAAAAUAAAAGUAAAAUAGUUUUUACUAAAAAGAAAAAAAAUGUUCUUUAUAUUGAAAGUAAAUGAAAAAACAAUUAAUUUCUUGCCUGGCAUAUGGAACACCAAAGAUUUCAAUUAUUUCUGAUAUAGAUAUUUUCAUAUUUCUCAAUUGCUCUGUCGCAAUUAACUAUAUAGUGUAAUAGUGUAAUAUUAUUUGUUUUUUUCUAUGCUUUUAACAAUUUUAUUUUAAUAAUAAUUUCUAGCGUAAGAUAAGAAUUUAAAGAAACAAAUUUAAAACCUCCAUAAACUUGCUAUAUAUAAAUUUUGCAAAUUUUAAAACAUUUUUUGUUUGUUAUUUACAAUAUCUGAUGAAAGUCAUCAAUUUAUGAUGAUUUAAAUUGAUUUUAAUUUUGUGUUUUCUUUUUUUUUUUUUGUUAUUUUUAUUUUUUUGUUCUGUCAGAUUAAAAAAUUUUUUUGUUAUUUUAGCUCAGCGAUAUAUCUUUUAUUACUUUAUUAUAAAAUAUAGUGAACGAGUGAAAUUUCUAUAUUUAUUUUCUUAUUUUUAUGUUCGUUGUUGAUUAAUGAACAUUUAUAAUUUUGUAUUCUUUUUUUUGGAAUGUGAGUUCUUUUUUGUAUUUUUUAAAAUGCACUUAAAAGCAUAUAAAAGAAACUAUUUAAUAAACAAAGAAAAAAACUAAUAAUAAUAAUAAUCAAGUAUUCAACAUCGAGAAUUACAAGUAUUCUUGUUAGUCAGCUAGAACUUAAGCAUGACUAGUGCCUCUAGUUGUAAAAUCUUUAAAAAAAACAAAUUAAUGAGAAAUGAUUCGUCAAUAAACUGUUAUUUACCGAAACA